Messenger RNA from Marasmius oreades (fairy-ring Marasmius), 1623 nucleotides. RefSeq lists its product as uncharacterized. The transcript has 2 exons. Gene Ontology annotation, molecular function: protein binding. The coding region runs from base 1 to 1623 and encodes 540 amino acids. NCBI's taxonomy places the organism in Eukaryota, Fungi, Basidiomycota, Agaricomycetes, Agaricales, Marasmiaceae. The record is from RefSeq and is a predicted model, not a curated record.
AUGAUAAAACAACAGAUAUCCUCAUUUUCCUCAACACCUGGUCCCCGGAACUUUUUCAACAUUGAUUCUAUCAUGGCAGCCGUCACUUCCAUGAAUGAACAGAUCGCAUAUCACAAAACAGAACUGGCACGUCUGAAACGGAUUCGUCUGGAAUAUCAAACAUCCUUAUCUCCUUUUUAUCGGAUCCCUGAAGAAACACUCGAGUGUAUUUUCGAGUAUGCGGUGGAAAAGAACUCGUUUGGAUGGAGACCAGGUCAUUGCAGUUCGGAUACCUACAAGCUGGGACAAGUAUGUCGAAGAUGGCGGAACCUCUCCCAAACAACAUCUCGUCUCUGGACCACUAUCCUCUUGAAGAUCCAUCCAUUUCGCACCUACCCCAUCACAGCCUUUCAACGACUCACAGAUCAUCUUCUACGUUCUCAAGAUUCGCCAUUGUCUGUCGAAAUUGAAAUUGAGUUUAUGGUCAUAGAACAUGACUCUUCUACACGAUUCCUUGAUCUUGUUCUCCAGCAAUCACAUCGAUGGAGGUCAUUCCACUACAUACAGCUAUCCCAAAUAGGAGAUUUCCUAUACCUCGAUUUCAUACUGAAGCGAGAAAUGCGCGCCUUGGAGACCCUCAAGGUUGUGCUUGAUCAAAGUUAUGACCAGGAAGUCCCGCCUGAGCUUACGCCAUGUAUCGUGUCCUCGUCACUCCAAACUGUCCAUCUUUCUUUUAGUGGAACCGCAAUAAUGCCCUUUCUCGGAAUAUUUGGGCACACUCCGCUCCUUACUCGACUUCGGGUUGAAGUCGACAUCAGAGACGCGAUUCCUUUAUUGCGUUCCUGCCAGAACCUCGUGGCCGCACAUCUUGUACUCGCGAACACUGGACGCCCAAUCGAGGUGCAUUCUUCGAUGAUCCCAGACACACACGGAACCUUGCACACACUGACAGUAGAGGCACCAAGCCAAAGCGAUCUUCAUCUGAUAUCAUUCUUCCUGUGCGCAUUUACCUCUCCAUGGCUGACAUCUCUCUCCGUUAUCACGACAAACCUUUCAUAUGAACAGCCGGUAGUCCUUUCAUUGUUAUUCAGCAACUCAUUGAUCAGCUUUCUUCGUCGCUCUGGUGGUCCCAAAACUCUCAAGUCGUUCAAAGUCGUCGAAAUCCCGAUUCCAACGACUCAUCUCAUACAGGUUCUUCACGUACUACCUUCCCUCCGUACACUGGAAAUCCACUCAAUCACCAAUGACGGUUUUCCUCCCCUCCUUACUACCGCUUUCUUCCAUGCGUUGAACUUUUGGCCUACUGCAAGCCACGAGUCUUCGGUAUAUCCACGUAAAACGGUCGCACUACCCAUGCUUCGCGAAGCCAAUUUUAUUGUUGGUAAUGACUGGGAAGAUAAUGCCUUCGAGAACAUGCUUCAGUCGCGGGUAGAUGGUGAACUGAAGUCAGUGUUUCUUAGAAUUCGUGGGAGGGCUACGCAUCUUGAUGUGCGUUGGCUGGAAAGUAUCAAUGCAAAGAGUGAUUUGGCUGUACGUGUGGUUGAAGGUGAGAGUGUCGAAAAAGAGGUGGUUGGGUAUUGGGUUAAGCCAGUAGUUGGCUUGAGGCGGUAUUGUUGGAGGGACCUUAUAUCACUUAGCGAAUGA